CACAACAGCUCAGCCCCCUCCUGUCAGACGAGCCCGUUUCCCUGACAGCGCGUCUCAAACACGCGAAGCCUUCGGCGAGAGCGGCAUCGCCUCACAAAGAGCGCAGUCUCCGGCUAACAAUAAACACCACGCGGUUUAUUUAGGUUCGCUCUCCGCGGUCAGGGAUCGCCGCGACUACGCCGCGUCUUUCCCUCUCGCCCCACUGAGACACGAAAAAGGUGGAUUUUUUUUAAACCCCUCCUCCCCCCCCGCCCCCCCCACCUCUCCAGCUGCAGUUUGCGAGUUCUGUCAUUGGCUGGAUCCCGCGGCUGUGAUUUGACUAAACAAACAGAGCGGAGCCGCUUCGGGCUCUGACAGAGGAGACUCGGAUUCUCAUCCCUCCGGAUUUGAGGAAUCUGCCCCGCGCUCCUACAAAGCACGCUCGCUGGAAAGCCGUUACUCAGACCGCGGCGCUGAGCGGGAGGAGGAGGAGGACAGAUUCCAGGAUUCCAGUUUUUUUUGGGUGAGGGGGGGAGUCCCUACGCUUUUGGGGUUCCACACUUCGCAGGAGUCAGAUUCAAGGCAUCCAGCGGUGACACGCUUCUGAAGAAUUUCCUCACACUUCGGAUUGUUCUACCAUGAAGAGAAGAAGCACAAGGGUGGCAGUGUCUCUGGCUGCCAUUUUUGCAGCCCUUCAGCUCUGCGGGGGCGGCCGCGCCCUGGAGCUCUCGCCCGGCGACGACGUCGUGGUCCUGAGCGCGGGCGCCAGCUUCUCCGUCGACUGCCGGGGGCGGGGCGCGGUGACCUGGAGGCACGGCCUCCAGGACGCGGCGGGGGUGCGGGUCACGCACGGGCCCGCCCACAGCAACCUCGCGCUGGAGAACGCGACGUGGGCCCACACGGGGAUGUACACCUGCGUCGACCCGGACGCGGGCGAGACCAGAAACGUCUCGGUGUUCGUCCCAGACGACAAAGUCUGGUUCCUUCCCGUCGAGUACAAUAUUGUGACGCGGACCAGCCACCAAGCCACGGUGCCCUGCGUGGUGACUAACCCCCAGAUAAAGGUCUCCCUGUACGAGGCGACGGGCAACACGUCGCUGGACGGGGAGUACCAUCCCCUAAAAGGGUUCACCGCCCACCUGGAGGACAAAAGCUACUUCUGCAGGGGAGAGCUGGACGGCCAGCGGAGUAACUCUGUCGAGUUCUACGUUUUCACCAUCCUGGUCCCAGAGAACCUGGAGCCCCACGUCAACGCCUCGAAGACCGUGAUGAAGCAGGGCGAGCCCCUGUCGGUCCACUGCACCAUCGAGGGCGUGGAGCUGGUCCUCUUCUCCUGGGAAUACCCACGCAUGGAAAGUCUGGAACUCGAACCCCUGACCGACGUGUUGUCCAGCACGAGCAUGCGCUCGAGCCUCUUCAUCCCCAACGUCACCCUCGACAACUCCGGCUGGUACGUCUGCAACGUCAAAGAGGACAUGCAGAACCAAAACGCCUCGGACGCCAUCCUCGUCACCGUCCUCGAACGCGGCUUUGUGAAUAUCAGUUACGCCGGAAGAAGAAACAUUUCAGCCCAGCUACACGAGAGCAUUGAAAUCAGGGUGCAGAUCGAGGCCUACCCCAAGCCCACAAUGCGCUGGACCAUGGACCGCGGUGAUCUCCAUGGAGAUACUAUCUCCAUAGAAACCAAACAAAUGGAUGAGACCAGGUAUGUCAGCACCUUGACUCUGAUCAGAGUCAAGAAGGAACAGCGGGGUCGAUACGCUAUUACCGUCGCCAAUGAGGAUGCUGUCAAGAAGCUGACCUUUGACCUGAAGGUCAAAGUUCCCCCACAGAUUGUUAACUUGUCCGAUCACCCGCUGGCUGACAGGCGGCACAGUGUGAUUUGUGUGGCAGAGGGGGUGCCUCCGCCGCGGAUCCAGUGGUUCAGCUGUGACAGCAGGCAGAAGUGCAGCAACGGGACCAUGCCCUGGCAGCCGCUGGUGGCAGAGCCCGAGAGCGUCGACAUCCAGACGAACGUCAGCUACGACGACGUCCUGAAGAUCAGCCAGGCACGGAGCGUGGUGACCUUCCAGGGCCUGCAGAGGGUCAUCUCCGUCCGCUGCCAGGCCACCAACAAGAGGGGGCAGAGAGAGAGGGACAUCAAGCUGGUCUCACACAUGCUGUUCUCCCAGGUGGCUGUGCUGGCGGCCAUUUUGUCCCUGGUGGUUUUAGCUGUGAUUUUCACCAUCAUUCUCAUCGCCCUAUGGAGGAAGAAACCCCGCUAUGAGAUCAGGUGGAAGGUGAUCGAGUCUGUCAGUUCUGAUGGACACGAGUACAUCUACGUGGACCCCAUCCACCUGCCCUAUGACUCUGCCUGGGAGGUGCCCCGGGACAGCCUUAUCCUUGGUCGCACGCUGGGGUCGGGGGCGUUCGGCCGCGUCGUGGAGGCCACCGCCUACGGCCUCGGCCACUCGCAGUCCACCACCAAAGUCGCCGUCAAAAUGCUCAAAUCCACAGCGAGGAGGAGCGAAACCCAGGCUCUGAUGUCAGAGCUGAAAAUAAUGAGUCACCUGGGCCCCCACCUGAACAUCGUCAACCUGCUGGGUGCCUGCACCAAACAAGGCCCGAUCUACCUGGUAACGGAAUACUGUCGCUAUGGAGACCUGGUGGACUACCUGCACCGGAACAAGCACACCUUCCUGCAGCACUACGCGGACAAGAGCCGCCGGGACGCGAUCAUGUGCUCCAACGGCGUGGCCGACGGCCAAUCGAAAGGGUACGUGUCGUUCGCCGGCGGCUGUGACGGAAACUACAUGGACAUGAGCAAGGAGGACAGCGCGCAGUACAUGGCCAUGAAGGAGCUCAGCGACAUCAAGUACGCCGACAUCCAGCCGUCCGUCUACGAGACGCCCUACCAGCAGGACCUGUACGGCGGACAGGGUGAGGAGAGGUCAGAGACUGCCCUCGUCAUCAGUGACUCCCCCCUCCUCAGCUACUCGGACCUGGUGGGCUUCAGUUAUCAAGUGGCCAAGGGGAUGGAGUUCCUGGCAUCCAAAAACUGCGUUCAUCGUGACCUGGCGGCGAGGAACGUGCUGAUCUGCGAGGGGAAGCUGGUGAAGAUCUGCGAUUUUGGCCUGGCCAGAGACAUCAUGCACGACUCCAACUACAUCUCCAAGGGCAACACCUUCCUACCCCUGAAGUGGAUGGCCCCAGAGAGCAUUUUCCACAACCUGUACACCACCCUGAGUGAUGUCUGGUCCUUCGGGGUCCUGCUAUGGGAGAUCUUCACCCUGGGUGGGACCCCUUAUCCUGACCUCCCAAUGAAUGAGCUAUUCUACAGUGCCCUUAAAAGAGGCUACCGUAUGGCCAAACCUGCUCACGCAUCCGACGAAAUUUAUGAUGUCAUGCGCAAGUGUUGGGAGGAGAAAUUCGAGAAAAGGCCCGAGUUCUCCUACCUCGUCCACGCGGUGGGGAACAUGCUGACCGACAGCUACAAGAAGAAAUACACCCAGGUGAACGACGGCUUCCUGAAGAGCGACCACCCGGCCGUCGUCCGCACCAAACCCCGGCUGUCGGUGCCCCUGGCGUCCCCCCAAAACGGGUCACCCGUAGGCAUCCGGUGGGAGGGCGACGGAGAGGAGGCGCUGGCGUCCUACAACGAAUACAUCAUCCCCAUACCGGACCCCAAACCGGAGGACGGCUGGGACGAGGCCCCCACACUCACAGACGGCUCCUCCAGUGACAGGUCCCGGGACCCCGACGAGGAGAGCGAUUCCGUUUCCCUGGAAGCGCCUGCCGCCGUCCCAGAGGAGGAUAAGACCCAGCUCAUCCAGAAGGAGGAAGAGGAGGAGGAGGAGGAGGAGGAGGAGGAGGAAGUGGGGCCAGCGGAAUGCCAGGGAACUCCGGACGUGGAAGACAGCUUCCUCUAGAGACACCAUGAAGGGCCCGGCCGCUGACACCAGUCACACACAGGAGCCAAAAUGGAGGCGUGGCUAAAUUAUAUAGAGUGAGAGAGAGAACUGGGUAAACCUGGUUUUACCUUGAGAUCUGCAAGAAUGCGUUACAUUCUGUCCACAAAAAUUAUGCCCACACAACUUAAGCAUCCUUUUUAAAGAGCUUGUGAAUCACACAGGCCCAUAUUGGAAAUGUUAUUUCAGUGAAACGUGGCAAUUUUCUGUCAUUCUUGUUAUCGUUGGCUUUUUGUCAUCACUGGGAAUACAGUUGACAAUUUAUAUGAUUGAAAAGCUGGCCUUUUUUUAACCUUCUAGAGGAAAGUUUUGCUGCAUAUACAUCCAUAUACAGUACAUUCCAUAAUAAUUUUUAAUUAAUUUUUAAUAAUUACCUACUCUAUUUACAUUGAAAUCACAAAACAGUUUUUAUAAUUUUAUAUUAUUUUGUAUUAGGUAUUUCCUUUAAGGUACAAUACAUUUAUUAUCAGAGAACAGCAAUGGGUACACUUUAAAUAAAUGUUUAUGACCGAUAGAGUUUAUUAACUAUAGUGAAUUAUAUAUUUGUAAACGUGUGCACAGUUUCCACAUAUUAGAGAGAUAUAGUUUUUUUAUUGGUGAACAGAUGAGCAAAUUAAAGAAUAUCAGGGACUUCUAUUGGUUAUUCCUGUGUUGACCUAACCAUUGAUGAAUAUCAUUUUACACAAUUUGUCUGAAAUAGUGUGUUUAAUCUACAAAAUGUAGGGGAAAAAAACAGUAGGCCGUCCAUCUGGAACUGUAUCAACUGCCUGAGUUGUAAUUAUUCAUGUAAUUAUUAGUUUGUGGCCAUGGACAGAGUUUAAGCGAAAUGUUUUUCACUAUCUUCUCUCCACUUCACUGAGUGAAAGGGUAGAGAUUCAGAUAACUUUUUUUUUAGUGUGCUUUCAGGAAUGAUUCGACUAUGCAUAGAAAAUUGCGUGAAAAUUUGUCGGGAAAGAUGUGUAAACACACCCUUCCCAAAGCAACAAAGCAACAACUUUUCAAGUUAUCCGGAGCACAAAAAAAAGGCAAAUAUGCCUGUUUUCUGCUUUUGUUCCUGAAUCCCAUGGUACGUGUUUUUGCUGUUGAUCCAAUCCAUCCCUUACAUUAUCUAUCAUUGCUAUUAAUAUGACUGAAAACCUAAUCAUGGCAUUAGUCAAUGUCCUGUUUAUGCUAAGCAGAAAUUAACUAAUUACAAUUGCAGUUGCUGAAGUUGUGAGAUUGACUUUUGAACAAAUGUAACUGAAUAGCUGUAUCACUGCCAGACAAUGUCAUUCUCAGACUUUAGCUGUUGAAGUCAUUGUAAAUACCACUGUCUUUUUGUCGUGUAGAAGUUGUGUAGAAGUUCAAAGCAUCUUAAAUGUAUGACAUCAUACACUCAUCCAGGUGUACCAUUCCAAGCCUUUUAAACAUUCAGUUGUGAAAAUGUAUACUACGGUUCACGUGAAAUAUUCACAUUCCUUAUAUAGUCCGGAAGUUGGGGAAAAUAAAAUAACUUUGUAGCAAUGUUGCACUUUCAGACGGAAACAUGAUGGUGAACCAAAAUGAUUUUUUUUUCUCUUUCUCUUGAGUACACUUACUGAAAAUAUGACAAGGAAGAGAACUUACAAGAGGUACUUACAUGAAUAGGUACUGUAAGAUGAAUGUAUGUUGCGAUAACACAGAGCAUACUCAUAAGCCUCCAAGUAAACAGUAAUAACACUCUUUAUAAACAUUUUAAAUACGUCUGCGCUGAGAUUCUGUGCUUUCACUUUUUUAUGAUGGCCUCGUUUUGAUACAAUGUUGGACUUGUAGUUCUUUUUUUGUUAUCUUUGACCACUGUCUAUUCAGAGCGGGUACAUUAUGCCGCUCAUAAGAUAGCAACCAUGAAAUCCAGUUUGACAUCGGAUGUACCAAUGCUUCUGUUGUUUUAGAAGUAUUUUUAAAUCACUGAGAGUACUGUCCCUCUGAAGGUGAUCAUUUCUAAUGGGACACGUUUUAGGCCGCCAUUCAAGAAGGCACACAGUGAAAUGUCCAGUGUUAAUUCAACUUUAACAGUGUUUAUUCAACUCUUAACUUAACAUUAUGUCACACUUUCUUCCAGAUUGGUCCAGAGUGGGACCAAAGUGGGACCAAAUGUAAUCUGUCUGAGUUUAAUUGACACUGUUGAAGUUGAAUGAACACAGGACAUUUCCCUGUGUGUCAGCUCAGAAUAGACACGUGACAUAUAUUCUUUAGCGUGAACAAUCUUUGCUGAAAUGGAAACGCAGUUAUUACGUCACAGGAUUUCAAAUUCAGGCCACAAACAAGCCGUGUCAUGCGCAGCACCAGGGACAGGAAAAGUUCUGCAGGUCAACACCAUUUUGUUUGAGCUCAUUUGCAUGAAUAGCAGUACAUUUCUAUUCAGUUUAAAAACUGCCUCAUAUGUAAAAGGACAUACUCUAGUCUAGCGUGAAGAGGGACAGUCCUGUACCGCCGUACGUCAGUUCAGACAUUUCUCGAAAUAGCAGCGAGAGGAAAUGGGUGCGAAGUUUUCUGUAAGCAGAACUGAUGCUUGGCACAGGACAGAUGUUGCCUCUGACUCAGGAUUAGCCUUGAGGCUACCAUGGUUCAAUUUCAACUUCAUAUAAUAAUAAUAGCAUUGUUGCUAGGUUUUUCCCCCGUCUUCUACCGAGCACUCUUUCUUUUCAUUAGCGCUGUCCGAAAGGGACAAGACACAAAGCGAGAUCUACGUUCUUGAGGGGAAGACCGAUCGAACUCACUUCCCGUUUACCUCACACAUAAGAUUCAUUCGACAAGAUUUUAAGAGAUGUAGCAGUGAAUAACAGUGAAGUAGGAUGUCUUGUAGGAUGUUUGUACAAGCUCAUUUUAGGUUACUUAAUACCGAACAUACAUCAAUUAUCAAUUAUCUUUAGACAAAUUGUCUUCACAGGAAAUGUGGCAUUAGCAUGUCCAGUUUCCUGUGACAUGGCCGUUGUUUUUUUAUUGCACAUGCACCCUCCACUGUUGAUCUUACCUUUUGAAAAUGUUGUACUUUUGAAUACAGGUGGCUGACCUGACGUACACACCUUACCUGAGCCUGCAUCAUUUCUUCUGUCUCAGUUUCUUAUUUUCAGUGGGACACGAUUCACCUGUUUUCUUUGUUGAAGGUACUGAAAUGAAAAGGGAAACCUGUGCACAGUGUACCACACAUAUUCUUCAUACACAUGUUCACACAAUGCAGAGGUACCAAAGCUUUUAAAUAUGUUUACUUUUUUACUUUUUUUUACAUAUUUUGUAUCUUACUGUAUGAAUAUUUUCUAUCAUUGUAAAAGACAAACUUUAUAAUAAAGAAUUUUACUAUUA
Anguilla anguilla (European eel) is the source of this 7247-nucleotide messenger RNA. RefSeq names its product platelet-derived growth factor receptor, beta polypeptide (gene pdgfrb). Lineage: Eukaryota; Metazoa; Chordata; Actinopteri; Anguilliformes; Anguillidae. Gene Ontology annotation, molecular function: platelet-derived growth factor binding; platelet-derived growth factor beta-receptor activity; ATP binding. Bases 618 to 3887 code for a protein of 1089 amino acids. The transcript has 23 exons. Gene Ontology annotation, biological process: positive regulation of smooth muscle cell migration; multicellular organism development; protein phosphorylation. The record is from RefSeq and is a predicted model, not a curated record. Gene Ontology annotation, cellular component: signaling receptor complex.